Ostrinia furnacalis (Asian corn borer) is the source of this 1024-nucleotide messenger RNA. RefSeq lists its product as uncharacterized. The record is from RefSeq and is a predicted model, not a curated record. The transcript is spliced from 2 exons. Bases 200 to 661 code for a protein of 153 amino acids. NCBI's taxonomy places the organism in Eukaryota, Metazoa, Arthropoda, Insecta, Lepidoptera, Crambidae.
UUUUUGACAGUGAGAGUGACAGACAGACAAGAAAAUCAAGCGCCAGACGAGCCAGCAAAGCAUUUUUGUCCAAUUUUUAUUGAAGUAAGAAGAAUCGAAGUUAUCCCCUGAAAAAUAUACUAAAGAGGAGCUUUACGCCGUUCAAGGACAAGCAAUCGCAUUAUUCUCUGUAACGUGGUGAAACGUUCUAGUAAUCACAAUGCCGGCUAGCAACAUCGAUUUGUACCGAAUGCAAGACGCCCGAAAUAAUUUUGACGCCAUGCGACCUGCUCCUGUUUGCACUGAUGCCAAUCAUUAUAUGGGCCAAUGUCAGCAGAACAUACAUAUAUCAACAAAUUGUUACUACGGUUAUCAUGAUCCAAAGGUAUCGGAAAAUGUCCACGUAAAUACCGAUUGCGAAAUGUUAGAAGAACCGCAUGGUAACAACAUAGCGUCACCGCCACAAACACAGACGAUACAACCAAACACAAGAAAACGGAGUGCAGAUGACACCGAAAUGCCGCAAAAUAAACGUUUUCGAGAAGAAGUACAAAAAGAGAAAACCAAUGCACCUGAGACAACCGAGAUCAAGAAUUCAAACAAGAGUAUUGAAGAUGCGCUGGAGUCGCUGUACUGGAACACACAUGGCGGGAACAUUUAUCAAUUCCUACAGUGUCUUUAACGAAAUAUAUUUCAUGUAAUAGUUUAAGAAAAAUGUGAUCAAGUGCCACUGACUUUAUGGGACACUAAAACGUGAAAAUGUGACUAAAUUUUAUGAGUAGUUAAGGUUAACAAAGUUUUUUGAUUAUAAGGGUUUGCUAAUAAACAUCUAUGUAGGAAUUGGGAGAGUUUUUAUUUUUAACAACAGUUUUUAAUUAUAUAAUAUAUUUAUUUAUACCAAUAAAUAUUACACAAAUGAAGGACGUCAUGUAAAUAAUGUUAAGAUAAUUAAAUAAUCAUGGAUUACAAUACUAAAAAUUCACAGGAAUAAAUUUAAAAACUAACAGGAUUUCGUCAAACUUCUCGAGAUUUAAUCUGGAAAAAA